CAGAGAGUUUGAGCUUCUGUGAAGUAUCGACUCGGAUCAAAGAAGGUUUUGUUUGCUUUUAUUAUUUUUAUGGCGUUUACGAUGUCCUGCCGUAAAUACAUCGCCCCUCUAGUGUUCUGUGCCCAAGUGGCCAGCUCGUUUUUUGACACCGCUCUCCAAAUGAUCGUUAAAGAACGAUACGCAAACGCCACCGACUGGGACAGCGAGCAGAAAGCCAUCACAAACUUCAACAUGACCUUCAACAUGGUGCUCAAAUUCAUGCCGAUUGUGCCAGCGAUCCUUUUGGCAAAGGUUGGAGACAAAGGUUACAGGAAAGUGCCAAUAGUUGUUCCUCUGGUUGGUUACUUUCUGUCCAGAGGUUUGCUCUUGCUGGAUAUCGUGCUGGAAUGGCCUGUCCAGGUGCUGUACGCGGUGCCCGUGAUCCAUGGACUGUGUGGCGGAUUUGCAUCGUACUGGGCAGGUGUGAUGGCGCUGGUGUCGGUGUGCUCCGGUGAGGAGGAGCGGUCCGUGCGCAUCAUGAGAACCGAGCUGGUGUAUGGAGUCGCCGGGUUCAUUGGUAGUUUGGGUUCUGGUCACUUAUUUAACCUCUAUACCGUAGGUCUCCAACAAGGAGCCAUUUUAUCUAGUUUGUGUGUGCUACUGUAUUUCCUCUGCCUGCUCUAUGCCGCAUUUUUCCUGCGGGUCGAUCUUUUCUCAGAGCUUGCAGAGAGGCAGGAGCGACGGGAAAGUGUUGGGAUCAUAAACCAGGAAGCCCAUGAUAAAAUAAACAUCGCUUUGCUCUUCGUCAGUGGGAUUUUGUAUGAUAUAGCAGUGGCUGGAGGAAUGGAGAUGUUGGUAGCUUAUGUGCUCAAAUACCCCCUCAACUGGGGCGCAACCGAGGUGGGUUAUGGAAACGCGGCUGGAUCCCUUCUCUUCAUCACCAGUUUUUUGGGUGUGAAGAUGUUCACAAAAUGUUCAGUUAGAGAUGAGAGCAUGGUCAUGAUCGGGAUGGUGUCUUUCGCAGCUGGGAUUUAUUUCAUGGCAUUUGUGACCACAACUCCGAUGUACUUUUUGGCUCGCUCUAUCACUCUGUUUGCUCUGAUUCCAAUGCCCACCAUUCGCUCGCUGCUGUCCAAACAGGUCAGGGGAACCUCAUAUGGUCUCCAACAAGGAGCCAUUUUAUCUAGUUUGUGUGUGCUACUGUAUUUCCUCUGCCUGCUCUAUGCCGCAUUUUUCCUGCGGGUCGAUCUUUUCUCAGAGCUUGCAGAGAGGCAGGAGCGACGGGAAAGUGUUGGGAUCAUAAACCAGGAAGCCCAUGAUAAAAUAAACAUCGCUUUGCUCUUCGUCAGUGGGAUUUUGUAUGAUAUAGCAGUGGCUGGAGGAAUGGAGAUGUUGGUAGCUUAUGUGCUCAAAUACCCCCUCAACUGGGGCGCAACCGAGGUGGGUUAUGGAAACGCGGCUGGAUCCCUUCUCUUCAUCACCAGUUUUUUGGGUGUGAAGAUGUUCACAAAAUGUUCAGUUAGAGAUGAGAGCAUGGUCAUGAUCGGGAUGGUGUCUUUCGCAGCUGGGAUUUAUUUCAUGGCAUUUGUGACCACAACUCCGAUGUACUUUUUGGCUCGCUCUAUCACUCUGUUUGCUCUGAUUCCAAUGCCCACCAUUCGCUCGCUGCUGUCCAAACAGGUCAGGGGAACCUCAUAUGGCAUUACCUUUGUCAUGCUCCAGUUGUCCUUCAAACUUGCAAGCUUGGUCACCACACCCAUCUACACUGAGAUCUAUCAGGCCACACUUAACACCUUCCCAGGGUUUGUCUUCAUACUGUCCAGCAUCUUCACUGUUCUUUCUAUGAUACCCAUUAGGUAA
Molecule: messenger RNA, 1839 nt
Organism: Sinocyclocheilus anshuiensis
Lineage: Eukaryota; Metazoa; Chordata; Actinopteri; Cypriniformes; Cyprinidae
Product: thymic stromal cotransporter homolog
Exons: 5
Coding region: 70-1839 (589 amino acids)
Biological process (GO): transmembrane transport
Cellular component (GO): membrane
Molecular function (GO): transmembrane transporter activity
Source: RefSeq, a predicted model, not a curated record